AUGAAGGCCUCGGUGGUUGUCGCGUUGGCCAGCCUUGCCUCUGCUCACUAUGUAUUUCCAUCCGUCACUUACAAUGGCAAGACCACACAAGAUUGGGAAGUCGUCCGCAAGACGACGAAUUACCAGUCCAACGGACCGGUCACGGACGUGACCUCCCAGCAGAUGACAUGCUACCAGCUAGCCCCAGGUAACGAGGGUGCCACGGUGCUGGAUGUGACUGCAGGAUCCACGAUUGGUGUGUUCAAGUUGGCAUUCACGAUCAAAGGCAAGCUCGCUGACAUUCAGUUCCUCAAAGGCUACAACGCCAAGGCGUCCGUCUCCCAUCCCGGACCAGUCAACUUCUACAUGGCCAAGGCGCCUUCUGGUUCCAUCACAAACUUCGAUGGCUCCGGAAAAGUGUGGUUCAAGGUCUACAACGACGGCCCGACAGUCACCUCUAACGGACUGACCUGGCCCACUUCAGGCAAGCACCUUCAUCUCUUGUUGUGCCUCGCAGAUGGCGAGUACUUCCUCCGCGUCGAACACAUUGCUCUUCACAGCGCUAGUAGCGUCGGCGGCGCUCAAUUGUACAUCUCGUGCGCCCAGCUCCGUGUCAGCGGCGGCACAGGCACGUACAAGCCUAACUUGAUGUCGUUCCCUGGCGCAUAUAGCCCCAACGACCCGGGUCUCGUCGUGAACAUCUAUUACCCCGUUCCCCAAAACUACAAAACCCCGGGAGGCGAUCCACUGGUGUGUUAG
Messenger RNA from Colletotrichum chrysophilum, 738 nucleotides. RefSeq lists its product as uncharacterized. The transcript is spliced from 3 exons. The coding region runs from base 1 to 738 and encodes 245 amino acids. NCBI's taxonomy places the organism in Eukaryota, Fungi, Ascomycota, Sordariomycetes, Glomerellales, Glomerellaceae. The record is from RefSeq and is a predicted model, not a curated record.